Gaeumannomyces tritici R3-111a-1 is the source of this 1380-nucleotide messenger RNA. RefSeq lists its product as hypothetical. The transcript is spliced from 2 exons. The record is from RefSeq and is a predicted model, not a curated record. Bases 675 to 1169 code for a protein of 164 amino acids. NCBI's taxonomy places the organism in Eukaryota, Fungi, Ascomycota, Sordariomycetes, Magnaporthales, Magnaporthaceae.
CACCUCCCCGUACUCAGCGCCCUAGCGGCAAGCUAACAAUCGUCUCAUCGGUCGGGCCAGGCCGGUGUACUGACAAGGGUAGCUCGCCCCUCAGCUACGGAGUGCGCAGAAAUGCCCGCCGAGCAUUCUGCCAAUAGGAUGUGUGGUGUGCGGCUCUCGUUGGUUGUUCAAGCCGCCAUAAUCACCAAUCCUGCAAGCCACCGGUUAUAUUUGAGGGGGCGCCACGAGACCUUUAUCCACAAGAACAUAAGCCCCGAGGCAGACCACAUCCGUUCAGCUCCUGCCACAUUCCAGCCUGUAAAACACAACGAGUAAAGAUCACGCCGCUCCUGCGCCUGGCCCCGCAAAACCACACAGGCUGCCGCCUUUUCGACGACCCGACGAGUCCCGCCCGCGGGUAGAUUUGAGACUACAUAUGCAGGCAGGGCCGGGGUGAUCGCCCUGUAUUUAAAAUCUUUUGCUAUCCACUCUUUGCAGACCUCCGUGGUUCGAUAGAAACCAGUCGAUUCCCUUUUAUCGCCAAAUUUCCUUGGCCACAUUGUCGCCCCACAACCCAGAGCCGAUGCCCCGAUGCCCGACCAAUAUCAGAGGACUGGCAUGAACACUGUUCUCUUCUCCAGAGAUUCUUUUCCCGUGUGUUCGCGACAGACAACCACCAAUUUGCGACAGACCCCAUGGUCAACGACUUCAUGCCGCAUGCGAACCGACAACUAAAAAAGGGCUGGUCCGAGAUCCAGUUCCCAAAGUACAAGAACAGCAAGUACAACCUGGAGAGCAAGCUGAGCAUGAGGCCUGGACAGGGCAACUAUAUUAUACAUACCGUCGACGAUGCCUGGUUCGUCCAGACCAGCCAACCACUAUCCAGGGAAGACGUUGAGCGGCUCUCAACUCUGGAAAAGAAGACGCUCAAUAAGCUGCCCCCGCGGGAGGACGAGACUGAGGGCCGGCGCUGCCACCUAGACCCCAACCACGAGACGGCGGGCAUGCCCACAGCAGUAAGGGACAGGGGCAAUAGGACCGAUACAAUGGGCACGACAAGCAGCGCUCGGAGCUUGCCAUCGCUGAGGGGUAUAGCACGCCGGUUCAGCAACAAGAUAGGCGAUACCUUGGGCAGUCUUAGCAGACGGGGCUCUCUGCUGCACGAAGACCAACGAACAUCCCCAGUCUAAUAAUUUUCUUCUUUUUUGCUCGUCCUUGUCGUUUUCCUUCAUUCCACAACGCUUCCUUCCUUCCGCCCAACAACAUCAUUGAAUGGCCACUUUGGGCGCAUCAUCACAUCUGGGAUAAAAGCCCGGAAAACUAUCAGACAAGGCUGGGAGGGAGAUUGUGUCAUCAGCAGCCAUAGUCUUAAAAUACCCAUCCAUUAUCCGUCAAACUUGC